AUGGCCAUGCUUGCCGCAAAGUCUCCGUAUCCCGCACCCUCCAUGAGUGGCAGCGCUGCACAAUCUUCGGCCCAGUACAAUGCCGGCCUCUCCAGUUACCGCAACCAUGCAUCAAACACCCGAGCCGAGCAGUCAAUGUUUGCUUCUCCCACCGAGUCAGAGUUCUCCGAAAUAUAUGAUGCCCCCGACGCCAUCAGACAUUGGGACGAGGACAAGGUUGGCGACUGGCUGAAGCGUAUCAACUGCGCCCAGUAUGUCGACCUAUUCAAGCACAACCACAUCAACGGCGAGAACUUGAUGGAGAUGGACCAGACCCAUCUGAAAGACAUGGGCAUCAAGAAAGUCGGCGACCGCGUCCGCAUCGGCUCACAGGCAAAGCAAUUGCGCAACAAGGAGUACAAGAAGGCCUCAAGAAGGACAUCAAACAGGCAAUCGCUUGCUACCCUUGACAACGCAGCAUAUACUCCACCUUCCUCCGGCUCUCCUCGACCCCUUCACUCUGCACGAUCAAAUCCUCCUCCGACCGCCUCCAACCCCGUAAGCUCGCGAUCCGAGAAGCGCAUGUCCAGGCAAAUCAUGAACUCCGACCUCAGCAGCUAUGCAUACGGUGCCAAACCUCCCUCGCGUCCUGGCUCUCCUCUUGUUGACCAAGAGACCCGGAGCCUUCGCUCGCAACGUCAAGGUGGAAUGAACAGCCCCAAGGAGCUUGGUAACAAGACAUAUGGCGCACAUCCCCUCAGCGCUUCCAGCAGCGCUGUCAACAUCACUUCACAGUACUCUCGUAAUCAACGCACCACACCUACCGAGACACCUCAAACGGCCCGCUUCGCUCACCAUGUUCGCGCCAGUCCUAGUGUAGAUAGCGCUACGAACAGCGCCAUCCUGCCACAUGACAAGGCUCUCGUGCGUGUCAUCUACGAUGGCGGACGAACCUCGGUCGUGAACAUCGAAGGCUGCAAGACUGCUGAAGAGGUGAUGCUCAAGACUCUUACCAAAGGUCAUCUCAACACUGCUCAUGUUAAGAACUACUGCUUCUACAUCCUCAACAGCGGAGAGCCGGACCCCUCGCUAUCUGAACGCUUGAGUGACAUCGAGCUUUUCAGGCUUGUCAAGGAUGCGAAUCGACAUGAAAGGGGUCGGUUAAUACUCCGCAAGGUCCAUGCUGGAGAGCCCGACGAGGAUCAACUGAAGGCUGCUGCCGGCAUCUACCAACAACAGAACUUCCAGCAAAACUCCACCGUCUACGUACCAUCCAGCAACCGCAGCCAGAUCAAAAUCGAGAAGCUGACGGGUGAAUCCCUCGCUGCUGUCAGCUACCCUCUGUCGCCAACGUCUGCAAGGGAACGAGAACGCCACAUCAACUCGACAGCUCAAAAUCUGGAGGGGCCUGCCGACCCUUCGAGGUCGCCCAUCUUCCAUGCUCGUGCCCGAAAGCUUAAGCAGUUCUACGGUGCUCGACCUCCCAGCGAACUCAUCACAUCUGACCUGACCUCCUACUUCCCUGACGUCGGAAAAGAUGAGAUUGACAAGACCGUCCGCAUGUCGAUACGUCGUUCUCACCGACUCAGCCGCGCGGCUUCGCGUCUCUCAAUGGCAUCCAAUUUCAGUGUUGCCUCUAGCUUGAAGGAUGCACCACCACUGCCGUCCAUCGCCGACACUUGGCUCCAGGGAGGUGCCCAAGCCCGACCACUUCGCCCACUCUCAGUCAUGAGGUUGGGUCUACCUAAUCAAUCUGGUUACCGUGAUUCUAUGGCAUCUUCUGUCUUGGAACCUCUGGAUGAAGAGUCACCCCUCGAGCCAAACCGAAAGUCAUACGUCUCGUUUGGUGGUGACAGUGGCUCGGAUACUCUUGCCAUCACAGAUCCCGACGGCAACACCACUCUGCAAUCCUACUUCGACGACGGCGGUAGCAGCCUUGCAGGUAGCAGUAGCAGCAACACUGAAAACGGUGAUUCACUUAACAAGCGCCUUUCUGAAGCCAUAGCUGAGGAUGGCGAAGAGUCAGAUGACGAAUUGGCCGAGUAUCUGGAACAAGACUCCUGGGACAACGUCAAGUACAUGAAGGGCGCUCUCAUCGGACAGGGUUCUUUCGGAAGUGUCUACCUUGCGCUGCAUGCCGUUACUGGUGAGCUCAUGGCCGUCAAGCAAGUCGAGCUUCCUUCGGUAGCCGGUGCUUCCCAGAUGGAUCAUAAGAAGACGAACAUGGUCGAAGCUUUGAAACACGAGAUCGGCCUCCUUCGGGAGCUCAAGCACAAGAACAUUGUGCAGUACCUUGGCUCCAACUCCGACGAGAGCCACCUUAACAUUUUCCUCGAAUACGUUCCGGGUGGUUCCGUGGCGACCAUGCUGGUCAACUACGGUCCCCUCGGCGAGUCUCUUAUUCAGAACUUCGUACGCCAGAUUCUCACUGGUCUUUCUUACCUCCAUUCACGAGACAUCAUCCACCGAGAUAUCAAGGGCGCAAACAUCCUUGUCGAUAACAAGGGCUCAGUCAAGAUCUCCGAUUUCGGUAUCUCUAAGCGUAUUGAAGCCUCGACAUUAGGCGGUGGUAAGAAGGGAGCCCAGCGUGUCUCCCUUCAAGGUUCCGUCUUCUGGAUGGCACCAGAAGUCGUUCGACAAACAGCCUACACCCGCAAAGCCGAUAUCUGGUCGCUCGGCUGCCUCGUAGUAGAGAUGUUUACUGGCAGCCACCCGCAUCCCAACUGCACUCAACUCCAAGCCAUCUUCAAGAUUGGUGGCAGUGGCGAUGCCAGCCCUACAAUUCCUGAUAACGCUGGCGACGAUGCUCGAACAUUCUUGGCGCAGACCUUCCUCAUCGACCACGAGAAGCGUCCUAGUGCCGACGAGCUUCUAGCCAGUCAUUUCAUAACUAACCAGGGUGCAUAA
This is a messenger RNA of Alternaria postmessia, 2886 nucleotides long. RefSeq lists its product as uncharacterized. The coding region runs from base 1 to 2886 and encodes 961 amino acids. NCBI's taxonomy places the organism in Eukaryota, Fungi, Ascomycota, Dothideomycetes, Pleosporales, Pleosporaceae. The record is from RefSeq and is a predicted model, not a curated record. The transcript is spliced from 2 exons. Gene Ontology annotation, biological process: protein phosphorylation. Gene Ontology annotation, molecular function: protein binding; ATP binding; protein kinase activity.